Molecule: messenger RNA, 805 nt
Organism: Eruca vesicaria subsp. sativa (arugula)
Lineage: Eukaryota; Viridiplantae; Streptophyta; Magnoliopsida; Brassicales; Brassicaceae
Source: the annotation of a GenBank genome assembly
AUGAACUCACAUUUUCUUCAUCCUAUAACAUUCAAAUCUAAUCAACUACAUAAACUCAAAAAAAGAUGAAUCCUAUGCUUUAUUUGCUUCUUGCCUUAACCACUGUUUUGGCCGUGACCGCAAGCCCUGGCGAACCAGUCCUCGACAUCAAUGGUGAUAUCAUAUUCGACGGCAGUUACUACGUUAUCCCCCGCAUCUUCGGCCCUGGAGGUGGUGGUCUAACUCUCGCCCCCCGUCGUGGCAUUUGUCCCCUCUAUAUCGGACAGGAAGAUUCAGAGGUCAAAAUGGGCAUUCCCGUGAGAUUCUCAGACUGGAGGAUUAAAGUUGCGUUCGUUCCCGAAUCAACAAACCUCAACAUCAAGAUGGACGUCCUGGUCAACAUAUGUUCCCAGCCAAGCUAUUGGAAUGUCGCUGGACCCAACAUUGAAAUGAGGGAGGUGUACUUACCGGCUGGUCCUAAGCCAUCAAAUGGUUUAUUCCAAAUCGAGAAACUUAAAGAUGCUAUUGGGGGUUACAAGAUUGUGUUUUGUCCUAACGACAGUAGCUAUUGCCACGAUAUUGGGAUAUUUGUGGACAAACUUGGCGUUCGACGUUUGGUUUUAAGCAAAACGCCAUUCGAGGUUGUGUUCGUGAGAGCUACCGUGACAAAGACUUCGUCCAAGCCUAUUAUGUCUAUCAUCUAAGAAAAAUUAAAGGCUGCAAAAUUAAAAGGAUAUGAGUUAUAAGCUACGACUAAUAAUAAAACUCUAUCUUUGUUUCAUGUUUUCUUUGUUCAUCAAUCAUAAAUGGAAUAAAACAUCUUUCC